Danio aesculapii is the source of this 1134-nucleotide messenger RNA. RefSeq lists its product as uncharacterized. The record is from RefSeq and is a predicted model, not a curated record. NCBI's taxonomy places the organism in Eukaryota, Metazoa, Chordata, Actinopteri, Cypriniformes, Danionidae. The coding region runs from base 55 to 780 and encodes 241 amino acids. The transcript has 7 exons.
GAGACUCUUGAUCAUGUGAGUGUUUUUCCUGACAGUAACACACACACACACAGUAUGUCCCGGCAUGUGGAGGUGGUCAUCAAUCCCACGGAUCAGAGCCAUGCGCCAGUGUUAGUCUCCGAAUCCACCACAGGAGAUCCACCCGGAGUCACCGGAUUCCUGAAGAUCAACCCAGCUGCUCUCGGGUGGCUGGAGAUCCUGACCGGCGGAGCUGCGUUUGGACUGGUCUUCUGGAAUUAUGAGCGGAUGCUUUUAAUACCGGCCUGCUUUUUGAUUUUAGUAGGUGUUAUAACGGCUACAGCUGCGUGUACACGAAACCCCUGUCUGGUGGUCACAUCUCAAGCUCUGAAUCUGCUCAACAUCUUCAGCGCAGUGGCCGUCAUCAUCUUAUUCUUCAUUUUAUUUUAUUUGGCGUUUUCUAUACGUGUGUUUUUGGCUCACCCUUUGAGCCCGAAAGACAUGGCGUUUAUUAGCUGUAAUGUUCUGGGCCUCGUCUUCUCUCUCAUCAUCUUCGCCACCUCCUGCUGCUGGUGUAAAUCGAGGAAGCGUCUGAUGGUGAUCCACAUGAGUCCAGUGCCUCCUGCAGUGGUCAGCGAUGAUGUUGUUGAUCAUCCGCGGCCAGUCUUUUCUCUUCCAGCCUACAGUCCAGUGCCGACCUCAGAACCACCGGCAUAUGAGGAUGAGCGGCGUUCGACUCUAUCUCGGUCUUCUGCUCCGCGGUGGGACAAGAGACGCUGGAUUGAGGAUCUGCAGAACAACAGGAGACCCUUACAAGUCUGAACACAGGCACUAUUUACACACAAUCGUGCUCUAAACUAGAGCUUCAGUCACCUUUAUUUAAUAUGAGAUCAUGGAAGAGCUCAGUUCAGAGCCUUUUCUUAGUAUAACUUUUAUUUGUUCCUCUUAUGCACCAUCAGGACCAACCGGCUGUGCAAUAUGACCAUACAUAUAUUGUAUGGACAGAAUAAAAAGUUAAUAUUAUUUAGUUUAUAUCAUAAUACACAUUGUUUACAGUAAAAAUUGUCUUUAUUUAUAUAAGAGCAAUAUUUCAGAAGAGCGUCGAGAGAACGCUGCAAUCUUUAAAAUACAGCGUUUACAUUCUGCAUUUUAUUUAGUGAUAUUAUGUUAGACGUG